Molecule: messenger RNA, 3054 nt
Organism: Cylindrotheca closterium
Lineage: Eukaryota; Bacillariophyta; Bacillariophyceae; Bacillariales; Bacillariaceae
Source: the annotation of a GenBank genome assembly
AUGGGGGAUGUUCAAACUCCACUGAAAUCCAGAUCGGACGCCCCAGUAGAUGAUUCGGAUUCAUCACAAAAUUCUACUCUUUCUCAGGAUGAUCAAACCCUACCUUCAACUCCUGCUUCACGCAAUAAUUCUCCUCAGUUGCCACCAAGAUUGAAAUACAGACCUGGGGCAACAGACAACUUCCUUGAAUCCUUGCCGUCCAACCACAGGUUCACUUCUGCAAGAAUACAGCCUCUGGAUGAACCUGUUUGCAAUAUUGGAAAUUGUCGGCUUGAAAUAUCUACACAGGAGUCUUUUCCGCAGCAUGUUUUAAACCAAAAGAACGAGAAAAUGCUUUAUCAAGUCGUUUAUCGUGGGGUAGUCAGUCUUCUUCGUGAACCAGGCAUCAAAAGUGGAGUACAUAUUGGAUACGGAGAGAUAUUUGAAGGAAUAGCUCUUGAAUCAAACGAUGAACAUGCUCCGUCGUGGACACGCGUCACCAACAUCCUCACAGGUGGAUAUGCUGUUGAUGCUGCGAACACAAAAAAUGUUGCGAUAUUGGACCAGACUCCAAAAAGGACAAACGUCGCGAAUGUUGCUGCUGUAAGAACAUCAUCAAUUUCAUUACCCAUACCUUUGCCCAGCAGCAGAAGCGGGGAGGAAAGCUCAGUUGUCGACGUCACAAAAAGCGAGAGCGACAGUGACAGCAGAUAUGGCUACAUUUUCGAAACCAAAGGAGAUAUUCCAAUUUGCAUCCCGAUCAACUUCAUACCAAAAGUUGAAGUUGGAGAAUUCGUCUACAAAGUUAUUUCGUCGAACCCUGUUCCAAUAAGAACUGGUCCUGCAUUGGAUGCCCCUUGUACCACUGUGGCACUGAUGCCUGGCACAAGUCACGAGGUCUGCCUUCGAGUGCUGGCGGCUGAUCGAUCCUUGGUUUUCCUGCGUUUGACAAGACGGCGUGGUUGGUUAAUGGAAAAGAGGCAAUCGCGAAAAUAUCCAGAGCGGCUAGUCCGUGUCAUGCACGAUAUCACCGACUCGAAGGAAUCACAAAGCUGCAAUAUGUCGUUUGCUUCAAGCAGCUCCUCUUCGUUAGUAGCGACACCGGGCUCAGCGGCAAGACGUCGCCAUCGACCACCCCGACGUCGUCGCGAAAUGCAAAUCGAUGAAAGCUCGCAUUCUCCGUCUCAUGUGAAUACCUCGUCGAGUUUUUGGCAGGAUUCUCCGAACAAUAGUUUUGACAUGAGUUCAUUUGGAAGAGGUAUUAAAUCCCCUUCAUCCAAUGCAUCAAUGCUCUUGGAGGGAUCCUCGUUGCCAGUGGUGCAGAGAGAAAAGGAAGGAAGAACUGAUACAGAAUCAGCUCCGUUGUCAGACACUUCUCAGACUGGUUUCUUUUUGAUCCGAGUAAGCGCACCUCGCGGAUUAAAGAUAUUGGAUGCUCCACACUUUCAGGUAAACAACCUUAUCCAUGGAAAACACACACCAAUUUCUAAUAAAAUUCAAGCGAAGGGUAAAAACGAGCCAGGAACUACGAAACAAUCUAUCUUCCAAACAAUGACUGGGCACCAUACAACAGCUCUGACCAGCAAGACUGGAAGUCCAGCGGUAUUUGAUUCUGUGCUUCGGGCCAGGAAACUUCCACGUGGUUGUGUCUUUGAAGCAUCAAAGAGAAUGGAUAGUAAGGGAGCUUUUGGUGAAGGAGAUGGAUUGAUAAAGCUAUCUGACAACAGCGGGUGGGCCAUUGUUCCAAAGCAGGAAGAACUAGAAAUGCAGUACAAAACUUACUCAGGAUCACUGGCCAAGGCGAUGGAAGGAGAAGUGACGCGUGCAUUUGAAGAAGUCGGAAAUGCAAUUGUCAAAGACAAGACUCAACCUGUAUUCAUGAGAGUAUAUAACAAGGGUGGUAUUGCGGUUUCGUGCCCCCCAGCUUCCUCUUUGAUGACUGAUGAUGAGACAUCAAUCACGUCUCCUGGGUCCUCUGUUGCAGGCACAUCUGCAGUCAAUGGAGGCUUUGGUCAUGCACCAAGUCAGGACUCAGACAUAGCGUCAUCAGUUGGAAGCUCCUUUAUUGACGCUAUGUUUCGCACACCCAAGAAGAAAGACUUUGACCACGUAUCCCUUGCAAGUUCGAAGGAUGGAGCGCAAUCUAACAAAAUUCCUCCAAUCGACAAAACUGCCAUAUCAACUGUGAUACCAUGCGGGAUGUAUUUUGAGGUGGACCCUUGGGUAGAUGUCCGUAAUUCUGAGCAAUCGUACUGUUCGAAUGAUUUUGCAAGGAUUCGUGGAGGGCAGGGUUGGAUCCCAAGAUUCGUGCAGGGAAAAACUGUUGUGAAUGUAAUCCAAGGACCAAACGUUAGGUUUGGGUCCUUCUGGUUCAGAGUCUCCCAGAAAGAAGGGAUCAAAGUCCGAAAAGGGCCAUCUACAAGGGCCCCUUCUAUUCGGAGAGAGGAUGGAGUCUAUUUUCGGUUUGAAUGUGGCGAAUAUCUUCGCGCUUCUGAAGUGGUCACGUUCUCCCGCGACAAUAUUGCCUAUGAGAGUUUUGCCAAGUUGUAUAGAAAUCGUCACAUGCGAUUUCAGUCAGGAGAAGAUGGAGAAAGGACUCUCGCAAGCCUGACUGCUCAGUCAGAAUGGGUUCAGAUUUCUAGCUCCAAGACCAUUCAGCUGGUUGAGUGUUUGGUGGAACCACGAAUUGAACGACAUCGACAGGGGUGGAGAUACAACGUUGUACUUGAUGCGAAAGUCAAAGUACGUCGAGGGCCCUCAUUUGAAGCCGAUUCAAAGGGCAUAGUUCUUUUUGGUGGGGAAAGUGUCUUGGUGAAUGAACGGGUCAUCGUACCCAAUGGAAACGUUAUCUGGCUCCGACUUCGAGAUGGUCGGGGCUGGGUUCACAAUGUUGGGAUAGACGGUGAAGCGCUCAUGAUUCCGCAUUCAUUGAAGAAUCGACGAACUACUGGCGGCAACAAACAAUCCAAAUCAAAAGAAAGAGAUGAUGACAUAGCCUACAAUACGAUCAUUGCGAGGCUGUUCCACAACGAAUCUGACAGUGGUUCACAGCAAAAUCAAGGGAAUCACAGGUAG